AACAUCCCGCUGUUUCUCGCGUUUCAUUAUCAAUUGAAAGACUACAAAAACCGAGACUCGACCUUUGGCAACUUCUGCAGGCCUGUUUUAUCUCUUGACAUAAUUCUGGAUGCAUCCGACUCUCCAUCCUCUCUUUUACCGGUGGCAUUGGCCCUCGUCGGCCUAGAAGCAGGGAACCAUGGACGAAACACAUCCCAUUCAACCGCCAUCUACCUACCAGACUCUAAAUGGAGCGCAUUCCUCGCCGAAUCGAGAUCCCUCAUCCGAUGGGAAAAGAUGUACCCCAAAUGGCGUCCAUAUCCCAGCCUCCGGCAGCCUCAGCACCCCUACCCGAAGCGACAACCAAAGUCCCAGCCGGCAACUACUCUCCGAUUCCCGGCGUUAUAGCUCGAGAAAGAUGACCCGCGAGUCCCUCGAGAGUCCCUCCCAACAACUGCUCAUCGAGGUCAGCCGCAUGUACCAGGAUGAGGCGCACCAGUUCCAAAUGAAGCUCGAACAGAAAGACGCUGAGCAACGCAAGGCGCAUCGAGCGGCGCUAGAGCAAGCGGCGCGGGAACAUGAGAAGGUGCGCCAGGGUGCGGAGCGCGCCCGGCAGCUCUUCCUCAUGGAGGCGGAGGCGGCGCAGAAGCGGAGGGAAGAGGCGGAGAUCCAGGCGCUGGAGACGGCGCGGAGAAGGAAGGAGGAGCAGGAGGAGCGGCUGCGGCGGCAGAAGGAGAUGCUGGAGAUGCAGCGGAGGGAGGACGAACGGCAGAAGAUGGAAACGAGGGAACGGGAGAUCCAAGAGGCGGCCGAAGAACGGCUACGGGUCGAAUCGGAGGCAAAAGCGAAGGUCGAACGAGAAGCGCAGGAGAAGGCGAUCCGUGAAAAGGCAGAGGCGGAGCUCAAGGCAAAAGCACAAACGGCGGCCGCGAAACCAACGACCGCCGCUGUACCAGCAAGACUGCCAGUGACACCCUCGACGUUACUGUCGCAGUCCAACGCCAGUCCGUCCGGGCUACCGAUCGUAUCCGCCGUCGCGGAACGAGAAGCAACCCACAACGUCUACCUCGAAAUCCACAAGAACCUGAAAGAUCUGCGGAAGUUCGUCGUCACGGAAUCCAAGAAGGACCCCAAGCUCAAGAUCGAACUGGGAGAGAUGCGACGGGAAAUUACGAAGACGGUGGGAACCAUCACGACGGAGAAUUCGAAAAACAUCCAACGGGCCAACCACAUCCUCACCAUCCUCCGCAAUUCCAUGGUCUACCCCUCUCCCCCCGUCCCCGCCGCCAAAUAUCUCCCCCCAUCCCACCUCCCCACCUCCCCCUCGCAUCCCCCCCUCCUCCCCUCCCUCCUCCUCUACUACACCUCCAUCCUCUCCAAAACUCUCCUCCGCCAAUUCAGCACCGAAGCCAGCAUCGCCCCCUCCGCCGCCGACCCCAUCGCUUUCCUCGCCGCCACCAUCUUCUCCGACCCUUCCAUCCAACCCUUCGGAACCUCCCUUCUCCCCAUCCUCCUCGCCAAACUCCACCGCCACGCCCCCGUCCUCUUCGGCAUCUACGGCCCCGAAAACACCCGCGCCGGCCGCGCCCGCCUCGGAUGGCCCCGCGAUGGCCCCGACGGUUAUGUCUCCCCGCAGGACUACGCGGAGUCCCUCGCCGGCCUCGCCGCCGGCUACGCGGCCCUCUCCCUGCGCGACUUCUCCCGCUCCAAAAAACAGAACCCCUUACCCAACCGCGAGUUCUGGACGUGCUUGGCCCGACUCGUCAACACGCCGCCGGAAGAGGCGGGGGAGAGCCACUUCGUCGCGGUGAAGGGGCUGAUCAGCUCGGAGAAGUUCGCGGAGCGCGUGGUGAGGUUCUGGGGGGAGGCGGGGCGGGCGUUGUUGAGGAGGGCGGUGAGGGAGUGGCCGGAGGAGUGUCGGGCGCGAGGGGCGAAGCGGGGGUCGGGGUGGGCGGCGUUGUUGGUGGUGCCGGAGGUGUGGGAGAAGGAGUUGAAGUUGGUGGUGUAGAGGUAGAAGGCACCAAGCUCGCGGCUCGAGACGCGACGGAUCUUUGAUUAUGGGAGGGUGGGAAAUGUUGGUGAGCAGCGGCUAAGACUCGGCCGUGAACGCGAGAUAGAAGGAGGAGGUUGGAGGGACAGAAUGAUGUUUGAAUGAUACCCCCAUCGCAAUUGGGACAGAAACGGGCGCCGUAUUUGGCAUUCGGAGGCGUUUCAUAGGCAUUUUGACUGGACGUAGGCCAAGUCCAGCAUAGAACGAAUGGACUACUUCGCGACUUACAUAAACGACACGUAUCCAAAAGCGAAGUAACUAAACCUAUUCGUUCACGUCGGCCAGACAUUCGACUACAGAAAUCCAGGUCAAACCAACGACCAGAUUCGAUCACAAUCGAAACUAUUUAAUAAGCAAC
Messenger RNA from Eremomyces bilateralis CBS 781.70, 2387 nucleotides. RefSeq names its product GLE1-domain-containing protein. Gene Ontology annotation, biological process: regulation of translational initiation; poly(A)+ mRNA export from nucleus; regulation of translational termination. The transcript has 2 exons. The record is from RefSeq and is a predicted model, not a curated record. Gene Ontology annotation, molecular function: translation initiation factor binding; phospholipid binding; inositol hexakisphosphate binding. Bases 179 to 1987 code for a protein of 602 amino acids. Lineage: Eukaryota; Fungi; Ascomycota; Dothideomycetes; Eremomycetales; Eremomycetaceae. Gene Ontology annotation, cellular component: nuclear pore cytoplasmic filaments; cytoplasm; nuclear pore.